AUGGAUGCCAUUGUUAUCAACACUCUAGGUCUACAAAUUAAUCUGAAAUCACUUAAACUCAGGCUAGCAAGAAUGUGGCAAUUGAAAAAUUUUGAACUGAUUGAUCUCGUGCAUAGUUACUAUAUUGUCAGAACUAAAGAUCAAUCUGUUUGUGACAACAUCCUUAGUCCAAAGAUGCCUCCCAGUUUCAACCCAAACUUAAAUAUUCUGGGCAAAAUUGCAUUAUGGGUACGACUAACCAUUAUUCCUAUUCAGUGGUAUGACAAAGAAAUUCUCUGGAGGCUAGGAAAUUGUAUAGGAAAAACAUUGAAAGUUGAUUCUAAUUCUCUCUCUGAAUCGGACACCACAGACAAGAAUGGUAAAACAGAGCGUGGCAAAUUUGUUAGAAUUAGCAUAGAAGUGGAUCUUCAAAAGAAGCUUGGUCCCAGGCUCUUAAUCAAAGAUGAGCUUUUUAAUGUAGAGUACGAGAGCCUAAAUUUAAUCUGUUUUAGAUGUGGGUGUUAUGGUCAUAAUAAGAAUAGCUGCAAUCAAAAUCUGAAGAACAAAAACCCAGAGAAAGAGAAGGAGAAUGAUGCAAUACAUGCUAAAAAUUUCACCGAGCAAGCUCCAGUCCCAUCAAAAAGCAACACAAAAGAAAAUGAAAAAGGAAAAUAA
Prosopis cineraria is the source of this 654-nucleotide messenger RNA. RefSeq lists its product as uncharacterized. NCBI's taxonomy places the organism in Eukaryota, Viridiplantae, Streptophyta, Magnoliopsida, Fabales, Fabaceae. Gene Ontology annotation, molecular function: nucleic acid binding; zinc ion binding. The transcript has a single exon. The record is from RefSeq and is a predicted model, not a curated record. Bases 1 to 654 code for a protein of 217 amino acids.